Messenger RNA from Ostertagia ostertagi, 837 nucleotides. NCBI's taxonomy places the organism in Eukaryota, Metazoa, Nematoda, Chromadorea, Rhabditida, Trichostrongylidae. The record is from the annotation of a GenBank genome assembly.
AUGGUGACACCAGCAGUGAUCAACAGGAACGAUCCACUUCUUUUGGUAGCUAAUCCAUCUCCCAAACCGGAAACGCUCUACAAAGGGCAGCACCUUUCAUCAGCUGUUCCUCUUCUUGAAGGGCGGAUCGCCCUGAAACCAAGACUCAUAUUGAUUCCUCCGAUAUUGAUUUAUCUCAUGCCGAAGUGUCUGAGGAGGAGCGUAAUUGUUGAAACCCGCUUACUGCUUUCUGUGGUUUGUGUCUUGGUAAUGGACGACUCAUCGUCUCCUCCAGACCCGGGCGCCGCACCGGACGUCGAACGCAGGUAUCCUUUGCCUUCUAGUCGCGAUGCGGCUGAUCCCACGUCUAUCUCUUUGAGUCGCGAUGCGGCUGUCACCAAGUCUAGUUCUACAUCGGCUAUAGUCGAGGAAGAGUCCGCGAUGGACACCUCCGAGACGGUUGUAUCUGGUCCUCCAACGGAGGUUGCCAGUACCACUGUGUCCUCUUCUGUUUCAGGAGCGGUUACAGAGAACACUGUGGCGCAAACUUCCACUUCGGAUGCCACCUUUUCAGCGACUUUCGCCGAGAUCGCCUCAUGUAGUAAGUGGCACUCAGCUGCGUCGUCAUCGUUUGCUGCGUCUCAGCGUAAGUUUCACAGCGAGAAGCAGCUUCCGGAAUCCAAAUCCGGCGAAGACUCGGUGUCAGCGCAAGCCAGCUCCGUCUGCCCCUACACAGCCCAAAGUUCAACGAUGCGACGUCAUGGUACACAAUCAAUGAACUAUUUGUCUUCACCGCCCGCUCAGGAUCAUUUUGAGCAAGCAGGUCAUCGUCUCCGUGCUCCAGUACGCAAACGAUUC